GUGAUUCUUGAUCAAAAUGUUUAAUUUUACAGACAUACUACUUUCUUUACUUUGAAAACUACUGACAAUCUCUGGAACCUUAUGCAGGCUGGCAUCCAUGAAUAUUAUUUGGAACCAUUUGAUAUAAACAUAAAAAAGAUAAUGGAUAUUUGGGUACAAAACCUAAACUAUCCUGUAUUAAAUGUGACACUAGAUUAUCAAACCAGUCAUAUAAAAAUAUCAAAAGAAUUUGACGUCGAAUCUGAUGGAACAUCUUAUUUUAUACCUGUCAGCUUUACUAAGGAUGCGGACGCCGAUUUUAGCUUACAAUAAGACUCUUCUAAUUAUUUAUAUUUAACGGAGUUAAAUCCGGAAUUGAAAAUACCCUUUACUAAGAAAGAUAAAUGGAUUAUUGUCAACAGACAACAAGAAGGAGGCACACUAAAAGAAAUACUCGUUGAUAGAAAUAUUAUGAUAUGGGAUCCAAUUAAGGAAAAACUAUUAUCUCCCGGAAAAUGCAUGGAGAUCAAUUGUGCUUUCGGCCAGACGACUAAAAUGGUCUUGCUGCCGCAUCUACAUCACGAAUCUCUACAUUAAUAGGUACCGAUAGUUUGGAAGUUAUGAUAGAAUACGCGAGAAGAAAAUACACUGGCGAAAGAAUAGAUUUCGAUAUAUUGGAUAUUCAAGCGGAAAAUCUACCCGAGCAAUAUAUAGGUCAAUUUGAUCACGUUUUCUCAUAUUCCACCAUAAAUUCACGUAAUAAUGUUCUGCAAGAAAUUAAAAAUGUAUCUAAACUACUGAAACGUGGAGGGUGCUUCCAUUUGACAAUGGUCCUCGCACAUGACGCAUUUGGAUUGUAUAAUAAAAUGCUGAAUCAUCCAAUUUAUGGAAAAUAUUUUAUGAAAUACGUUUCAGAUUUUCAUUAUUAUCACGUUAAUGCCGAUGGUUACUUAAGACAAUUGAUUGAAUUCCAAGGAUUUAAAAUAAAGUACUGUCAAACAAAGGAUAUAAUAUAUAAAUCUGAUUACAUUUUACCGCAUAUCGUCUUUGAGCUUCCUUCCAUACAUGAACUGACACCUAAACAACAGCAAGACCUUAAGGACAUAUUAAAAAAGAAAUGGAACAAAAUGGAAAAAAAGUUUGAUCGAUCUUCAUAUGCCAAUGACCCAAAAUAUGACCCAGAAUGUAACGAUUUAUUCGAUAUUGUACAAAUAUUAGCAUAUAAAUCGUAAUACCUGUUAGAUUUUUAUAAUGAUAGAGUUAAUUAACUAUUCUAUCUAUCUAUAAUAUAAAACAUAUUCUUUAUGUAUUUAUAAUGUAA
Molecule: messenger RNA, 1300 nt
Organism: Nylanderia fulva
Lineage: Eukaryota; Metazoa; Arthropoda; Insecta; Hymenoptera; Formicidae
Source: RefSeq, a predicted model, not a curated record